AUGGCGCAAAGUAUAUCUCCAAGUGAUAAUACAUCACAGAUUAAUGGCGAUGGGCCUCAGAGAUUCUCCAUUGAGGAUGUUGUACUUGAGAAGGGUAUGCUGGAGGAGGCGGCAAAUGAGCCGGUAGUUGUGAAGGUCGAAACUCGAUUUUCGGAAAAGGAAGUGACGAUACGACAAGUAGCCCCUAUGGUCAUCGUCUUAACAGGGGCAACGUUUCUUGUUACAAUCGCUGCUCAGGCUGUCAUCAUUAUCUUACCUGAAAUCUCUCGAGAUCUUGAUAUUCCUCAAACUCGGCAACAAUGGGUGCUAUCUUCUUAUGCAUUGACUUCUGGCUCGUUCUUACUCCUGUGGGGCAAGCUGGGAGAUGUGUAUGGCAGAAAACUGCUAUUUAUCCUAGGUGCACUUUUCACGUCUGCAACUUGUAUAGCGACGGCCUUUUCGCCCGUUGAGAUUUGUUUGUAUGUGAUGCGGGCUUUGCACGGACUCGCAUCGGCUAUCACUAUUCCUACAGCGAUUGGCAUUAUAGGGCAUACCAUCCCACCUGGUCGAGUGAAAAACUAUAGCUUCGCAUUUUACUCUGGCGGAGCACCAAUGGGCCAAGUCCUUGGCAAUCUCAUGGGUGGGAUCAUCUCUCAAUGGGCGAGUUGGAAAGUUGUCUUCUUUGUGAUAGCUGGUGCUUCACUUACUAUUGCUGUGAGUGCGAUUUUUGUGGUUCCAAAGGAGCCACCUAAAGGUAAUGAAGAAGAUACAGCGCGCGCUUCGGGGGUAGAUUGGAUUGGAGCUUUCCUAUUCACUUCUGGGCUACUGUUACUACUCGUAGGCUUAUCUCAGGGAGGCUCGUCUGGAUGGCAGGAAGCUUCAGUCAUUGCGAUAAUAGUCGUAUCCGGCUGUUUACUAAUAGGAUUCGUUCUAUGGGAACACUAUCGGGAGACCAAAACCACAAAGGAACCUUUGAUGAAAAUAUCUACGUUUCGUCAUAAGCAAUUCUCGAUUGCUAUGAUUAUCAUCACUUUAUUCUCGUCCGGCUUUACGAACUUUUGUCUCUACACAACUUACUACUACCAAGACUUUAAACUUCUUGAUCCUUUACAAACUGCACUUCGGUACAUUCCACUGGGAGUAGUUGGUAUUCUUACCACCUUCGGAUCCGGAUACUUACUCGCUCGAAUCAAUGGCGAUUACAUUCUCAGUUUUGGUCUUGGCUCUGCCAUGAUUGCUAAUCUUCUGUUUGCCGUACCAAUACCUCCCAGCACAUCAUACUUCGCUUUCGGAUUACCAGCAAUGUCACUUGCAGCAUUCGGCGCUGAUACAGUCUAUCCAUGCCUUGGUCUAUUCACAACCCAAUCGCUUCCUCGAAAGGAUCAAUCAGUUGCAGGAGCUAUGUUUCAGACUAUGGCAGCCAUUGGGCGAUCUAUGCCACUACCUAUUACAUCAGCGAUUCAGCAAUCUGUUCAGUCAAAGGAGUUGAACAAAGGGGCGACCGAGACGUUAGCAUUCUUGGCGGGAUUGAGGGCUGUGGAAUGGUUCUGCGUAGGUUGUAUGGCAGCAUCAUUGGCUAUGACUAUAAUUGGGCUCAGGAAUAUUGGGAAGAUUGGAAUGUUAAAGAAACUAGGAGUUGCUAGGGACGCGAAAGAAGACGUGUAA
Molecule: messenger RNA, 1644 nt
Organism: Botrytis deweyae
Lineage: Eukaryota; Fungi; Ascomycota; Leotiomycetes; Helotiales; Sclerotiniaceae
Exons: 5
Coding region: 1-1644 (547 amino acids)
Biological process (GO): transmembrane transport
Cellular component (GO): membrane
Molecular function (GO): transmembrane transporter activity
Source: RefSeq, a predicted model, not a curated record